Molecule: messenger RNA, 1598 nt
Organism: Hypomesus transpacificus
Lineage: Eukaryota; Metazoa; Chordata; Actinopteri; Osmeriformes; Osmeridae
Exons: 2
Coding region: 134-961 (275 amino acids)
Biological process (GO): regulation of autophagy
Cellular component (GO): mitochondrion
Source: RefSeq, a predicted model, not a curated record
AAACUCAAAAGGGGACACACACAGAACACACUAAGAAGAGGACAGCAGGCUGGACACACACACACACACAGGAGAGCAGAGACAAGGAAGAAGAACACGCUUGAUACACACCAACUGAAUUCAGUGUUCAGCCAUGCGUCCUCGCUCCUCUCUGCUGGCCAAGAGAAGCCUGCUGCUGCCCACCAUCUCUGAGGGCUACGAGGAGCUGACAAGGAGCCAGGCUAACCUCUCCUCUGAGGACUACCUGCAGUCCAUCUGCCAGCUGGCCUGCCCCCCCUUCCCCCCUCAGGGCUCCGCCUCCCCCUCUGAUGUCAUCAACGCGCGCCAGAAGGACUCUCUAAACCAGAGGUUGUCACGGCUCAACGCUCAUGACCGGCGUCAAGCGACCUUUGACCCUGACCAGAGAGAGCAAGCUCAUGGGAGAGAUAUCGGUGAUGUCAUCAGUGCUCGCCAGGGCGGGAAGAGGGAUGGAAACGAAGAGGCUGUGUUUGGUUGCCAUGGUACAGUGGAUCCCUUGGAGUAUCUCUAUGGAUACCAGGAAAACCCUGCCCCUUUCACCUGUCAGUCAGGGAGCCUGAGGCAGCGAUUGGCUGAAGCAAGGGGUGGGAGGAGGGAUGGGGAGUGGCCAGUAGGACAGACACGCCCCCAUGCGUACAGUUUCUCCCGCUCCUGCCCCAUCUCACACCACAAGAGCAGCUGCCCCGUCCCCACCCUCCACCCUCCACCUGCUCUGUGCACCUCCUCCCUGCCCCACACAGCCCCCCAGCCAGCCCCCACCCCUGGAGAGAGCCACCACACCCAGCCCGCCAGCCCAGAGGAAGAGGGGAGGAGGCAGGGAGGAGGGGGGAGGCAGAAGGUGAAGCAGUCCCUAAUGUCUCAGUGGAUGUCAGACUGGCGUGGCUGGGUGUGGAGAGAGGGGGGCGAGCGAGCCUCCGCGCAGCCCGUUAUCGAUGACAUGUGAGCUUCAGGGGGUGUCACAACACAGACACACACACACAGAACUCAGAUCAACACUCUUUCUGGCAAGAGGAAAUGGGUUACAUCAUCGGAAGGACUCAGAAGGUUUCAGAAGGUUCCUGAAGGUUCCAGAAGGUUUCAGAAGGUUCCAGAAGGUUCCUUUCCAUGGUUGGAAUGCCUGGCCGCUGAGACUGUGACCGGGUGCGGCAUCAUGCUGCCAGAGACGCUCAAGAGACAAGCUGCUACAGGCCACCUCAGUGACAGUGGGACUAGAUUGUUCAGCUGUAAAUAAUUCUGAUCAUGUUUUGUUACAUAAAUAAGUUAACUUCUGAAUCAGAAAAAAUUACAAAUGAAACACACACACACACACACAAUCGAAUGCAAAUGCACAAACACGUGCACACAAAAGCAUGCUCUCCCCUAUACACACACACACACACAAACAAACAUAAAUUCACACACAGUGCCACAAACCACAUCUGAGACAUACCUCUUGACCUAAUCUAGGGAAAGCACUAGAAAUGCUCACACAUUCCACUGCAUGUAAUGCUGGUGGAAGCUGAUAAACAUUUGUGAUAUCUGACAAACACGGUCUUUUUAUACAUUUGCCUAUCUGGAAACUUGGAUUGAAUAAACACAAU